Gadus macrocephalus (Pacific cod) is the source of this 2853-nucleotide messenger RNA. RefSeq names its product cyclin Y-like 1 (gene ccnyl1). NCBI's taxonomy places the organism in Eukaryota, Metazoa, Chordata, Actinopteri, Gadiformes, Gadidae. Gene Ontology annotation, molecular function: protein kinase binding; cyclin-dependent protein serine/threonine kinase activator activity. Gene Ontology annotation, cellular component: plasma membrane. Bases 876 to 1907 code for a protein of 343 amino acids. The transcript is spliced from 10 exons. Gene Ontology annotation, biological process: regulation of cyclin-dependent protein serine/threonine kinase activity; regulation of canonical Wnt signaling pathway. The record is from RefSeq and is a predicted model, not a curated record.
CCGCGGAAGUCCAUCCCGGAAUGCGCUGUCCGACCAAAUAUCUCAGCGCUUCUCUCCUGCGACAAUCUCUGCCUGCUAACCCCCCGCUGCUCGUUACCGGGACCGAGCCCCCGUUGCCGGGACCGACCCCCCGGGACUGACCCACCGGGACUGACCAACCGGGACCGAGGACCGACCAACCGGGACCCACCCACAGGGACUGGGACCAAGCACCGACCCACCGGGACCGACCCACCGCUACCGGGACCGACCCACCGCUACCGGGACCGAGCCACCGGGACGGGGCCACCGGGACCGACCCUCCGCCCCUGAUCCUCCAGAGACGGAGGAGUGCUACCGUAUCGUUGAACCUGGGCAUGUAGGGGUAACUAAUAGAUCCUCCAAUCAGGGCCGCCGUGUGCACGGGUUCGAGACCCGACGUCCGCCGAACUGAACCGUCGGGCCGGAGUGAAAGGAUCAGCACGGUAGAAGGUGGCUCAUAGUGUCCUAUUAGACCUCCGCACCCCCCACUGACCGCUGCCGGACCCCUCACACACACACGCACACACGCACACACACACACACACACACACGCCACGCACACAAGCGUGUAUCAGACGCACAGCCAUAUGCGUGUGUGUAGGGCGUCCUAUGCGCCCUGCGUCUGUCAGCUGUUCUGAGCCGGCUCCGGAUAGUGUUCCCACUUGGCUCAUCCCCACAUGAAGCCCGAACUAAGUCUGCUUGGUCCAAGUGUGCUCUGUUAGUGUCGGCGCGUCGGCCGUCCCGUUAGUGCGUCUAUCACCCCCCCCCCCCCCCCCCCCCCGGCGGGGCUGACUUGCGGGACCGAGAGUGAGUUGCGGGAGUGAGUUGCGGUAGCAGCAGCAGCAGCAGCAGCCAUGGGCGGGACGGUGUCGUGUUGUAUGUCUCCUCGGGAGACCCCCAAGAUCCACCGGCGGGAGGUGGAGCUGGAGGAUGCCCCCAUCACCACCACGGAGGAGGUGGACGUCAGCGAGGACACCGGGACGUACCUGCAGCACAUCAGCGACCGCGAACUGCCCGACGAGCUGGCCCAGGAGUCCAACCCGUCGGACCACCCCAGAGCCAGCACCCUGUUCCUCAACAAGUCCCAGACCGACGUGCGCGAGAAGCGGAAGAGCCAUAUCCUGAACCACACGUCUCCGCGGCUGAUGACCAAGAAGUCGAGCUCCUGCUCCACCAUCUUCCUCGACGACAGCACUGUGAGCCAGCCCAACCUGAAGAGCACCGUGAAAUGCGUGACGUUGGCGGUCUACUACCACAUAAAGAACAGGGACUCCAGCCACACCCUGGAUAUCUUUGACGAGAAGAAGCACCCGCUGACGCGGGAGAAGGUUCCGGAGGACUACGCCACCGCGGACCCGGAGCACAAGCUCAUCUACCGCUUCGUCAGGACGCUGUUCAGCUCCGCUCAGCUCACGGCCGAGUGCGCCAUCGUCACCCUGGUGUACCUGGAGCGGCUUCUCACCUACGCUGAGAUGGACAUCUGUCCGGGCAACUGGAAGCGCAUCGUCCUGGGCGCCAUCUUGUUGGCGUCCAAGGUGUGGGACGACCAGGCGGUCUGGAACGUGGACUACUGCCAGAUCCUCAAGGACAUCACCGUCGAGGACAUGAACGAGAUGGAGCGCCACUUCCUGGAGCUGCUGCAGUUCAACAUCAACGUCCCGGCCAGCGUCUACGCUAAGUACUACUUCGACCUGCGCUCGCUGGCGGAGGACAACAACCUCAGCUUCCCCUUGGAGCCGCUCAGCAACAAGCGCGCCCAGAAACUUGAGGCCAUCUCGAGGCUCUGCGAGGACAAGUACAAAGACAUGGGCCGCCCCUGCAUGAGACGCUCCCUGAGCGCAGACAACCUGCUCGGCGUCCGGAAGUCCCACGCUGUCCUGUCCUGAACGCACCGCCGGGCCGCAGCACUUCCAGGGGCGGGAAAGGAGAGAGGGGGAGGGGCCCUCUGUUGGGCCACGGCCACAGAAUAACCCCCCCCCCACACCCCCCCCAUGCCAAUAGCGCAAACCGUCAGUGUUUAAUUUUCUCUGCGAAAACGUCAAGUUUGUCCGGCGGCCAUCGCAGCAGCGAUAUCUCAGUCGUUUUAUUUCAGUUGGUUUGACUUCUGUGACUCGACGUCGUUUAAAAGUACCUCGGUUUGUGUUCAGUACUGUUAUUUUUUUAAAUAUUUUUUUAUCAUCCGUUGAUUGUUUUAACAUUGAUCCUGUUUUUGUUUUUUUUUUAAAGAGUUUUAAUUCCGCAUGGCGUUGGUAAACAUUAACAGACAGAGCUCCAUCACGCUCUUAUUUUGUAAAAUAAACACCUUUAUUUUGGAUGAAGACAAACUACAUUGAACAUGGACUUUUAAAAACAUGUUUAAAGACAAUAGAAACUUUUUUUUUUCACGCAUCUUUUCAACAAUGCAUGGCAGAAAGAUAUGAAAGUGAAACCACGAUGACCUGCUCGGAACAAGUUUUUUCUAGUUGUGUCACCAAACUGAGGAGGCGGGGCAUGGUAUUCCGACAAAUAAGAACGCAGUCGGGCCCUGACCCACUCUGAAAGUAACCAGCAGGCAGUGACUUGACUACCACGACCGCCAAUCAAACCCUGAAUGACCCAAUCACAGUCCUCCUCAGCUUUGUCCCGCCCCUAAUCUCCUGAUUGACAGAGAUGGAUUUGGUUUCAGGUUAGAAACUGGGCGACACAAACAGACAAUUUGUAGACGGUGGUUUUGUUAUAGUUUUUUUUUUUUUGCUUACUAUGUAGGCUCAUUUAGCUGAGAGAUGUACACGAUUGUAUUUAAUAAAAAAGAAACGGUUGCUGUAUUUAAAUAAAGAUGAAUUAAAUGACAAA